Messenger RNA from Capsicum annuum, 372 nucleotides. Lineage: Eukaryota; Viridiplantae; Streptophyta; Magnoliopsida; Solanales; Solanaceae. The record is from the annotation of a RefSeq genome assembly.
AUGUUUUGCAUCUUGUUCGCCCACUCUUCAUUCAGGGUGAUUCGAACCAGGGGAGGAUCUUCCACCUUUAAGGUCAUAGCACCAGUACUUGAACGCUUACUCUUACUGCUCUUCUCAGGUUCACCUCUUUUGGAUGCCCUGAGGUUUGAAGUCAUUUGUUUAUCACAGAACAAGUCCCCCUCAGUCACUGCCAUAGUUGACCCUCUCUUCCAGAUCCUCGCUUCUAUGAGCCAAAUCACUCUCCUCGGGAGUUCUCUCCUUGACUACACCCUCCUCGGCUUUGUUACCCAAACACUCAUCCUGAGCAAUCUCUUCCGGUUCAGCAGUGUCCAGAUCUGGCAUCUUUGCCUCUUCUUGUUCAGGGUCCUCUAG